Exophiala aquamarina CBS 119918 is the source of this 375-nucleotide messenger RNA. RefSeq lists its product as uncharacterized. The transcript is spliced from 2 exons. The record is from RefSeq and is a predicted model, not a curated record. Bases 1 to 375 code for a protein of 124 amino acids. NCBI's taxonomy places the organism in Eukaryota, Fungi, Ascomycota, Eurotiomycetes, Chaetothyriales, Herpotrichiellaceae.
AUGGCCGACACAAGCUCAGCGUCUGCUGCUAGUCCCGAUCAAUUAUGUGCAAAGCAAGCAGCGGCCUCUGCCUCUGCCUCUGCAUCCACGACAGGGCCGUCUUCAGCCUCGGCCACUGGCAGUGCACGUGGUCUUACAGUCGCCAUUGAGAAACCGUUCCAUCGUCUUAACGACCGAGCAUGGGUCCAUGACCGUCCAGAAGAAGACACAUACAAGCUCCUCAUCGAUACCUACAGACUCCGAAUGGAUGAUGACUUCAAGUUUGAGGGCAAACGAAAUGCGGGCAGCUUGUACGCGAAUGCAUCGAACGGUAUUGAAGCCUUCCGCCAGUUCCUCCGGCUCGCAGAGAGCAGAGACGGCUUGCUACCACCAUAG